This is a messenger RNA of Conger conger (European conger), 9662 nucleotides long. It is a transcript of the gene rad54l2, whose product is annotated as RAD54 like 2. Gene Ontology annotation, cellular component: nucleus. Lineage: Eukaryota; Metazoa; Chordata; Actinopteri; Anguilliformes; Congridae. Bases 149 to 4453 code for a protein of 1434 amino acids. The transcript has 22 exons. The record is from RefSeq and is a predicted model, not a curated record. Gene Ontology annotation, molecular function: ATP hydrolysis activity; ATP binding; ATP-dependent chromatin remodeler activity.
AAACUGGUGAAACAAAUAAAAGAGCUUGCUGGUUAACAAAAAACUGAAAUUAUUAUAUAGCUUCAGAGGGAGUUACAUAGCGACUGCGAGAGGAGACCAGAAGCCCUGAGGAUGUGUAGGUAAUGCUCCCAGAGAACUGUGGGGUGCCAUGUCUGAAGAGGCAAACUCAGGGAGCGAUAUGGAGCUCGACCUGGAGGAAGAGGAUCUGGAAGAGGAGGAGGAGGAGGAGGAGGAGGAGAUGGAGGAUGACGAGAACGAUGGAGAUGACGAGGACGAAGCCCCUGACCAGCCUCAGGGCACCCCUUUCAGUGCAGAGAAUGAAGCGCAAGGAGCGGACAGCUCGGGGUGGCAGUGCACCCCGCCAUCUACCUCACCGUCAGGAGAACCCCCCUCGCAGUCCUCCUCUCGACCCCCCUCACAACCCAACAGCCACAGCCCCCCCUCCCACCCCGACAGCCCCAGCCCCAGCCCCGUCCCUCCCGGAGACGCCAAGAAGAGACUCUCCAAGCCCGCCCACAUGAGGAGGAACAUCCGGAAGCUCCUGAGGGAGCAUCAGCUGGAGGCAGUAACCAAAGCCGCCCAGCAGGAGGAGCUGGAGAGGCGCAAACGCUUGGAGCAGCAGAGAAAGGACUUCCCAGUGCCUCACCUUCCCGAAUUCCCCACAGGAGUGUUGGGCUCGGGGGAGGUGUCUCAGAGCUCCUCGGCCCAUCUUGCCAAGCAGGAGGUGAUCUGCCUGGACACCAGCAACAGCAGCGCCAGCACCAGUGAGGACGACAGCAAGGGCCCGUCCGCCAACGCAGUGAAGGACGAUAUCAUCGAGCUGAGCUCGGGUGAGGACGACAGCCUCGGCCAGUCGCUCCACGAUGACGAGGAAGACCGAGCCACGCCCGGCACGGACGAGAGCAGCGGAGCCCACAUCAACGACGCCCUCAACCAGCCCGACGCCCAGGGUCGGGUCCUCGUCAACAUCAACCACCCGGCCAACGAGAAGGACCUGUUCCUCGCUCCGCAGCUGGCUCGUGCGGUCAAGCCGCACCAGAUCGGUGGAAUCCGCUUUCUCUACGAUAACCUGGUGGAGUCUCUGGAGCGCUAUGGGAACAGCAGCGGCUUCGGCUGCAUCCUGGCUCACAGCAUGGGCCUGGGCAAGACUCUGCAGGUCAUCUCCUUCAUCGACAUCCUCCUGCGUCACACCGGAGCUCACACUGUGCUGGCCAUCGUCCCUGUGAACACGCUGCAGAACUGGCUGGCCGAGUUCAACUUGUGGCUACCGGCCAGGGAGGCCCUGCCCCAGGAGAGCGACCCAGACAACAUCACGCCCCGCCCCUUCAAGGUCUACAUCCUCAACGACGAACACAAGACCACAGCUGCCCGGGCCAAGGUGGUGGCCGACUGGUCAGAAGCAGGCGGAGUGCUGCUCAUGGGUUACGAGAUGUACCGGCUGCUGUCGCUGAAGAAGAGCUUUGUCGCAGGCAGGAAGAAGAAGUCCAAGAAGCCCACGGGUCCUGUCAUCAUCGACCUGGACGAAGAGGACCGGCAGCAGGAACUGCUGAAAGGGAUCGAGAAGGCCCUGUCGCGGCCCGGACCGGACGUGGUGAUCUGCGACGAGGGCCACCGCAUCAAGAACUGCCACGCCAGCACGUCGCAGGCCCUGAAGAACAUCCGCUCACGGCGGCGCGUGGUCCUCACCGGCUACCCCCUGCAGAACAACCUCAUCGAGUACUGGUGCAUGGUGGACUUCGUCCGGCCGGACUUCCUGGGCACGCGGCAGGAGUUCAGCAACAUGUUCGAGCGGCCCAUUCUGAACGGGCAGUGUAUCGACAGCACGCCACAGGACGUGCGGCUCAUGAGAUACCGCAGCCACGUCCUGCACAGCCUGCUGGAGGGCUUCGUGCAGAGGCGAGGUCACGACGUGCUGAGGAACCACCUUCCCUCCAAGGAAGAGCAUGUGAUCCUGGUGCGGCUGUCACCUGUCCAGCGGGCGCUCUACACCCAGUUCAUGACCCGCUUCCGGGAGGCGGGAAACAGCGGCUGGCUGGGCCUCAACCCCCUCAAGGCCUUCUGCGUCUGCUGCAAGGUCUGGAACCACCCGGAUGUCCUGUAUGAAGCUCUGCAGAAGGAGAACCUGGCCAAUGAGCAGGACCUGGACCUGGAUGACCUCAGCACUGCAGGCAACAACCGCUGCACAGCCCCGGGCCUGAAGGGCAAGCCCAGCGACUCGGCCAACAGCAAGUUCAUCGCAGGCCUCAACCUGGGCUCGCUCCAGGAGAGAGCCAACCAAGUCAUCACCUACGAAUGGGCAAAGGAUAUCAUGAGUACCUACCAGACAGGCAUCCUGGAGAACUCGGCCAAAAUGGUACUGCUGUUCCACCUAAUUGACGAGAGUGUAAGGAAGGGAGACAAGAUCCUGGUGUUCAGUCAGAGCUUAUCCACGCUGUCAGUCAUUGAGGAGUUCCUGGCCAAGAGGCCCAUGCCGGCUGCCAGAGGCAGUGCUGAUGGCCAGAGUCAGAACUGGGUUCGCCACGUCAACUACUACAGGCUGGAUGGAAGCACAUCGACCUCCGAGAGAGAGCGGCUCAUCAAUCAGUUCAAUGACCCUGGGAACACCUCCACCUGGGUCUUCCUGCUGUCUACCAGGGCGGGCUGCCUCGGGGUGAACCUGAUCGGGGCGAACCGCGUGGUGGUGUUCGACGCCUCCUGGAACCCCUGUCACGACGCGCAGGCCGUCUGCAGGGUCUACCGCUACGGCCAGAGGAAGCCCUGCCACAUCUACAGACUGGUGUGUGACUUCACCCUGGAGAAGAAGAUCUACGACCGGCAGAUCUCCAAGCAGGGCAUGUCAGACCGUGUGGUGGACGACCUGAACCCUGUGCUCAACUUCACACGGCGGGAGGUGGAGUCGCUGCUGCACUUCGUGGAGGAGGAGCCUGACCCGGCCAGGGUGCAGAUCGAGCGCCAGAACGAAAUGGAGGAGGUGAUCCUGCAGGCCUGCAGACUCUACCCCCAGCUCAUCACCAAGCAACCCUUCCACCACGAGUCUCUCCUAAUGGACCGGAAGGAGAUGAAGCUGACCAAAGCGGAGAAGAAGGCUGCCAAGAAGAGCUACGAGGACGAGAAGCGGGCGUCUGUGCCCUACACACGCCCGUCCUACGCCCACUACUACCCGGCCAGCGACCAGAGCCUCACCAACAUCCCGGCAUUCAGCCAGCGCAACUGGCGCCCCCCUCCCCGGCCGGAUGAGAAGCCUGUGGCCAGCGUCCGCCCGGUCCAGUCCACGCCCAUUCCCAUGAUGCCCCGGCAGGUUCCCCUGGGCCCCGGCGCCUCAUUGGCCAGCUCCAGCUCAGGGGUCAACUUCCCUGUCAACUACCUGCAGAAAGCAGGGGUCUUUGUGCAGAAGAUCGUCACGACCACAGAUAUCGUGAUUCCCGGGACCAACAGUUCGGCCGAUGUUCAGGCUCGCAUCAGUGCCGGAGAGAGCAUUCACGUGAUCCGGGGAACCAAGGGGACCUACAUCAGAACCAGCGACGGCCGGAUCUUCGCCAUCCGGGCCGCCGGCAAGUCCAGACCGGGGGAGGAGAGCUCGACCACGCCCAGAGACUCUCAGAGGUCCUCCUCCGAGACCCCCAGCAACGGCCGCAACGGCUGCUCGUCCCCGGACCGCAAGCGCCUUACCCCGGACGGGCUGGCCCGGCCGCUGUCCCCAGACGGGCCGGAGAUCCUGAGCGAGCUGCGCAGGUACACGGGCGGGGUGGAGCUGGCUGGGGGGCAGGAGCGCCCUCUGGAGGGCGGCGGUGGGAAGGGCGAGGGCACGCAGCCCGGAGGAGACACGCCGACCGCCCUGGACCUUCGCGGCACCAAACGCAAGCCCUCCUCGCCCAACGCCGAGGAGCCCGGCGCCAAGCAGCCGGCCGCCAAACGGACCUCCAUGGCGCUGCCGCUGCAGGGGCUCCCGCUGGGCGCGGGGUACGGCCUGCCCCCCGUGGGGCUCAGCCCGGCCCUGCUGGGCUCCAUGGGCCACCCCAUGUUCAUGGGCGCCGGCUCGCCCUACUUCCAGCCCCACGGGCAGCUGGGCGACCCCCGGCUCAUGUUCCCCGUGACCCCCGACCCCUUCGGCCUGUCCGGCGCCUCGUCGUCGGGGCCCUCGUCCUCCUCCAGCGCCUCCGUGCCCUCGUCCUCGGGGGGCUCCGGGGCCGGCUCGGCCUUCCUGCUGGGCUCCGGCAUGGCCGGCAUGCUGCCCCCCGGGUUCCCCCUGUCCUACGGCCAGUCGCUGCUGCCCGAGCCCCGAAUGUACCCCGCCUCGCUGCUCCCCGGGGGCCUGCCCGCCACGCCGGGCCCCGCCGGGGCCAGCUUCCUGUCCCACUUCUCCUCCCCCGGCCUCCGUCGCCACGCGCACGCCGUGCCCGAGGCCGGGGGGAGCAGCUCGGACGAUGACGUCAUCGAGGUGACGGGACACUGAGCUCUGAAGGGGGGAUGGUGUGGGCCGGGGGGAGGAGAGGGAGCUCUCCACACAUGCAAGCCCAGCCCAUCUCCCUACCUCUGGAGAGACUGAGAGGGGGACCCCCAUACACAGACUGGACUGGGGAAACAAAUCCUUAUGCUGAAUAUCUUAUUUAAGAUGACGGAACUGUCGAUGGAACUGAGCACGAGAGCGGUUGGAUGAAUCAGUGGACUUGUGGAAUGUGGGGCUUCCAGUUGCUGCCCUGUACUGGACCAUCACUGACUUUACUGCCAGGCGGGCCUAGGCCUGCAGAGACUCCCCCCUGCCUCAAGGGGCACUGUCUACUUGGAGACUGUCUGGCAGACCAGUGCAGUUGUCUGCUUGAACUGUUUGCAUUUUUCCAGCAGGUGAUUUUAGGUUAGUAUUUUGCUUGUUUGAUAGACAAUAGUUCAUAGUUGCACCUGUUGGAAUGGAGGAAAAAUAUCAUUGACCUGAUUGUUUUGAUUAUAAAUAUUCUUAUUAUUGCUACUAUUAAUAAGAUUUUAUAAAUGGUCAUAAUCAUAAAAAUUUCCCUGAAGGUUAAAAAGAAAAAUGCUUUGCCCUUGAAAAUGUAGACGGGGCAGGGAUGUUUUUUCCCUUCAGGGAGUGCUGGGAAGUGGGGUUGGGAAUAAAGCUGUGCUCCAGGUUAGUUACAAAAAAGAAAAAACAACCAAGACAAAAAAGAAAGACUUAAAAACCUUAAACUCAAAAAGAAUGUAUUUUCAUUUCAGCCUUUAAUGAUAAAACAGUGGGCGAAGGGCUUCGGUCCUAGCAUUAUUUUUGGGAAAUAUAUUUUGUUUUGUUGUUGUUGAUAUUUUGAAAUGGAUUGCCUGCGCGUUACAGUGCACGGGGGCGGGUCACUGCCGCCAGUACAGCAGGAGUAGCUCACACUGUCCAAAGGGCAGCCAAUCCUAUUGCCUUGCCUCCAUCUCACCGAAUGUUCACCAGGAUGUCAGAAACAUCUGCUCCAAAUCAAACUCCUGUCCGUUUUGUCUUACUGUAGCUGCAUUAAGUGCUGCAAAAAAAAAAAACACACAGGAAAAUCCAGUGUCUGUCCUGAAAACUGACCCGAUGUCAGGUCAGUAGUUCUGUCUUAUGCUAUGUCCUUCCAUUUGUCAUGUUAUCAUGGUUUCCUGAGAGGACACACAUCAAUUUUCCAUUGACUGGUUUUACACAACACGUUCAUUUAACACCUGUUCCCCUGCACCUUCUGCUCUUAGGUUUUAUUUUUUACUUUUGGAAAGUACAGGUUGUCUGUGAUUAGAGUUAAAUGAGAAGUUCAGUUUCUUGAAUUAAACAACCAUUUUACAUUUCUAAUAGCCAUCUUGGCUAAAGCGCUUCGUUCAGUUUUCUCAGCAUUAGAAAAGGCGUGACUCCAAAGCACCACUGCUGAGAUUUUCUUUCUCCAUUACACCUUGGCGUUGGGUGCAGAGGGGUUUUUCAUAGAUACGUUAUAGACCUCACACCAAAUUCUCAACAUCAAGCUUACAAACUGUGAAUGGGACUCUCUACAUUAUUAAACCAUUGAACAUUUCUAUCAUAAAACAUGCCCCAGAGGAAGUAAACCUGCUGUUUUUGCAAAUCUCUUUCUGUAUUGACCAUUCAUAGAGGAGGUUGUUGCUGUUUGUUUCUGGUCUCUGUAACCAGAUUUUCAAAUGUUUUUGGGGCGUCGGGAAAGUUGGUCUGUAAUUGUGUUUACAAAUGUUUGGGCCAAAAGUGAAUCCUGAUUCACCCCGAUACAAACAGCCUGGUACCUUCACCCAGAGCCCAUCUUGGGAUCCAUUACCCUUUCUCCACACCCACGCCCUCACACACCGCCACACCCCAGCUCCACUGUCCUAACUGAAGGUCGGAGCUUUGAACUGCCUCGCCCUUCCCUUAGGUUGGAACGCGCCCCAACUGAGUUCAAACUGCUGGUAGUUCUGACUCCUUGAUUCUCUGUUCUCUCUCAAAAUGGAGGCUGCAUCGUUUCACCAAUGUUUUCAUAAAUUACCAUUACUUUUCUUUUAUACCAUACUUAAUGUUAGUUUACCUGUGUUUUUUUCCAAUGUAUGAGUUUUCCAAAUUAAUUUAUUUAUGAUGGUGUAUAUUUAUUCAUUUGUAUUUUUAUUUUUGUAUGCUUUUUUUUUUUUUUUUUUGUAUAUUUCUAUUUGGGGUUUUUUUUUUUUUUUCAUAAGUUGGUCACAUGGAUUGUUGUGUUUCCUGAGGCAGGAAAGGAGAAAUCGGCAUAUGACCAAAGUGUGUGUAAAAAUCAGGACCAAUGGCCACACCCAGACAGGGUGCUCACCUCAUGAACACACUGAGAAAAUAGAUGGCUUAAAAACAUUUUUUUAAGUUAUUUACUGUUUUAUUGAUAGAAAAUAAAAAGUAGUUCCCCCAAGUAUUCGGUUUUCAAAUGUGUUGCUAUGACUGCUUUUUCAUAGCUGUCUACUUGAAUUAAAGUUUAUAUUUCUCAAAGCAUUGAGUCAGUGAUGAACUGGCUUUAUCUCUUCUGCUCAUGUGUACUGUUGUUUGCAGCCAGACUGAACAGGAACCCUAGACAAGAGCAGAGACGCUGACCUGUAUGGACACAGUCAUGUCUGUAACAUUAGACAGAUUCAAAUUAUUUCAGGUUUUUUUGUUUGUUUUUCAAGUUUGUAAAUAAAAUAAAAUAUUUGAAAUGCCGUUCUUGGCACAUUCUCUCUUUGGAACACCUUAGCCCCUGAACCAGUAAUGUAACAGAGUCACAAGGGCGUCACAAUCUGGCACACGGAUCGUUGCAGAGGAAGAGCACCUGUAGAUCCACCUUAGAUUCUUUUAGAUGAUAUUCCUGUAGAGAAUUAUCUUGGCCAUGCAACCCGUGCAUUUUAAUUAGUUUCUAGACUAAGCUAGAGUAGUAAUGCUUUAAGGUCUACCAAAAUGUCCCAUUUUAGUUUGCAGGAAAGAAUAGUAUCGGUUAUGGUUAGCCUGACAAUGAAUGUUUGACACAAGGCAUUACUCGGCUGUAGAAUGAAAGAUUAACCAAAAACACCUUUCUUUUUUUAUGGAUUUCAUUUCAUACCAUGAACGACAGCUCAGUGAUAUUGCAUUUUUCUUAUUUCUUUUUUAUGCUACCUUGGCCCUUGGGAAAAUUAGCUGAACACAGAAAGCUGUAUAAAUGGCUAUAUUCCAUCUCACCAUGACUGGUGAAUGACCGUAGCACUGUAUCCUAAUGUGGAAGGACACAUCAGAAGUGUUUAAUCAGCCGUAAACAAGCUAUAGUAAACCAGUCAACCAGAGCUCCUGUCUGUUCAUAGUCUGUCCUGCAUGUGCAGCCCCGUGCGCCAGCGCACACGCAAUUACGUCAUUUUCACAGUCUAUUACCAGAAAAGUAUUGGCACUGUUGUUGGUAGAUGUGGAGUUGACCAUCCUUGAGGAUUGAGGAUAGGUUAAAAACAAAUAAAUAUGUACUCCUCUGAACCGAUUUGUAUUGGUACACCCCAAUAUACAAUUUGAGGAAAGUACAAGUUCUUAAUUUAGUUAAAAUGUACAUUUUCCAUUAUUUCAUUUUGCCAUUUUGCAAUUAUGGCAAGUAUAACAAGGAACAAGGUUGUUGGACUGUGUGGAGCCUGGUGCUGGUCGUCUUAUACUGGCAGUUGCCAAUGACACUUGUAGCUGAACUUUCUUCACCAUACAGUUGCUGAUGGUUAAAACAUGCUUGACACUUCCCCUGUGACUUUUUUUUUUUUUUUCUUGCUUUCUUUUCAAAUCCUGUGACACAAAUAAGUGAAGCUUAAUAUCUGACGUUAAAACCAUUGUCUUAUUUUUUAUGUUAAAUUGUACUUGAUUUAUUUUUUUAAUUAACCAAAUGAAAAGUUGUUAAAUAUUCCAAGCAAUUUUUAUUUGGAGUUGUGUAUCCCCAGUGUUAAACAUCUGUGCUGCUCAAUGAAUGUUACAAAUCCCACCAGAGACUAAAUCCAGACACAUUUACUAUUCAUUGUCUAUUUAGCAGCUUGUGUGCGCAUGCAGUUAGCAUUUACAUUCGUUGUAAAGGGAAAUGAGGCAUUAGCAUUGGAAUUGAAUUCAAAGACUCCAUUGUGUAUUUUGAGAAUUCGUCCAUUAUCAUUUCCUAAGACUGCCGACUGAAGCUGUAGAUUUAUUUUCCCCAUGUUAUGGAUUAGAUAAUUAUGACUUCUAGAAGCCUUAGAUUACAUCAUUAGCUAUGCAAGAGUUCUGUUUCAUUAUAUCUCAAGAAUAAGUGCUUUUUUUGUAACUUAUCAUGAUGUUGUUACUACACUGAAAUAGAAAUAAACCUAAAAAGUGAACUUUGAGGACAGACCCAACAUUUGUUUUACAUGUACAAGAGAUUGUUCGAUGUCUGUUUGCCAAUGUUGUGUAGCUUCUUCAAAGAAAUGUGUGGGUGGGGCUGGGUAGGGUGGGCUUGCUAGUGCUCCUUUGGUUCAGAUCUGUAUUGCUGUGUUUGGCUGUGUGUUCUGUAUUGUGAUACAUACACCAUAGGGGAGGUGUGUGGAGGCCUCGGGCAUCUCCUUUGGGGCUGUGAAGCAGUCCUACUUUCCAAUUCUGGAAAUAAACCUUUCAAACAAGGGCAGAGACGUAAGGAAGAUGUCACAGGGAUCGGUUUCCAAAAAAACUCGUAAGGAACCAUGUUGUAAGGAAACUUGCAUUAUUCCUUUAUUUCACUGAUUACCUUGCAGUAACACAAUUGGAUUUAUUUUUACACCGAGUAACAGCAAAGGGAGGAGAGCCACUCAAUGGAAAUGUUACUUGCAUGCUGCUGGGUAAUGCAGUAUAUUAAAGGCCAAUGGUAUACUAGGUCCCCUCACGCCUCCUUUGGGUCAAAAACUGCUAAUUGUGUCUUUUCUGUAUUCAUUACUUGCAGUAGACAAGUGAAGGACAUGACGCACAUGCUGCUUAUUUGAACUGCGUACAGCACAAUUAGUGAGCAUGACCUAAUGAUGAUGUAAUGUGUUCAAAUUUUUUGGACGCUCUGAUUGGCUGUAUGUUUUCAGGCAUUGAGUGUCCAGUUCACACUGCUGCUCUUCCUGAUCUGCCAGAAUGCUUUGAUUGGGCAUGCUCCUUUAGUGGAGUUUCAGUUCAACAAAGGAAAUUAUUGUUGAUUACAUUGUUUUUUUUUUUGGCUCUGUUCUUGUUAUUUGUAGUAGCACUUCUGCUGUUUAGAACCUUUUUUACAUUAAAAAUGUAAUGUCUA